AUGAGCGUGCGUAAGGCUCACAACAGCGGCCGCAACCACCUCCGCAACGUCCAAGACUACUAUCAACAAAUCGGACAUGAAAAGGCACAGAGCGUCAUAGACUCGAUCACGUCCUCGUACGCGGACGCCGGCCAGGCGGCGCAGAAUCCCAUGCUGCAACAAGGCGGUAUGAUCGGUCCCAUGCCCGGUGCCUCCUUCCCGACGAGCGGUGCGGCACGUCCGCCCUUUCCAUUUCCAGGUCAGCCAGGCGCGCCACCUCCAAUAAAUUUUUCCGGCCCACGACCCGCCGGGCUCCCCGCCCAUCUUCCUUGGCCGCCUCCGCAGAUGCCUUUCCCCCCACCGCAGGGCAUGCCAGGAAUGCCUCCGUUUCCCCCACCAGCGGCAGGCUCGCCACCGCAGGGCAUGCCUCCAUUCCCACCCCCGGUCGCUCCAGGAAUGCCGCCUCCGCCGCCAGGAGCCAGCUUUCCGCCUUUUGGAGGACAGUCAGGCUCACCUAGCGGACCCCCACCUCCAGGACAAGGCUUUAUGCCUCCGGGGAUGGCGCCACCCGGAAGUGGACCUCCUGGACAUUGA
Messenger RNA from Verruconis gallopava, 573 nucleotides. RefSeq lists its product as uncharacterized. The transcript is spliced from 3 exons. Lineage: Eukaryota; Fungi; Ascomycota; Dothideomycetes; Venturiales; Sympoventuriaceae. Gene Ontology annotation, biological process: mRNA 5'-splice site recognition; spliceosomal snRNP assembly; mRNA splicing, via spliceosome. The coding region runs from base 1 to 573 and encodes 190 amino acids. Gene Ontology annotation, cellular component: U1 snRNP. Gene Ontology annotation, molecular function: pre-mRNA 5'-splice site binding; zinc ion binding. The record is from RefSeq and is a predicted model, not a curated record.